CUUCAGGAUUACUAUUGUCAAAUCCCAGCCAGGACAAGGUUGCUCUGAUGGAUGAUUCAUAAAGUUCCAAGGCCUGGAGCACUUGGUCAGUCAUUUGGCUCGGGUAGCGACGGAAGAUUUAGCCAAACAUAUGACGUCGGCCAUGCGACGUGGUCCAAAAUGGUCAAAUCCAGCUGGACAGCAUGGUUCAAGACUCAGCUUUAUCCUCUGUGGUCAUCACCUGCUGUCUCAUGUUUCUAUUUAACAUGACAACGGGGGUUUUCCACGCAAAGAUCUUAUUCUGUGAGAAGGACAAAUCUACGAUCAAAUUGAAAGUUCACAGCCAAAUUAGCCUCGGCCAAUGGCGGAAGCGAACGGGUACGCCAAAGACGCUAAGAACGCUUAGGGACGAUCAACCCAGAUAUCCGCCCCGCGCAAGCUGUCCCGACUCCACCAGAGCUGCAACAGUGUGCAACUUUAUUCUUCUGGCUGACAAGCCUGACAGGCUUUGGUUCCACAGGAUGUUGAUCAUGGGACGACCAAACAGGAUCGCGGACCCCAACACCGCUCGGGACCUUCUUAGCGGGCACUGGCUAACCUUUAUUGGCGGCCCAUGGCUGCUAGGAACUGCCCGUUGCUGGAAAGGUUCAUGCGCAUCGGGUCAGCCAAUGUCUCAUACGUCAAGAGCCGUCAAGUAUUUUCCCUCGAAUCACGGCCCACCGGUGCCUUUCAUUAGACCUUGACGACCUCGCGAACCAGACCUUUCCUAUACGGCUCCGCGGCACCUUCUGGGCCGGGGGCUUCCUGGUCUCGACGUCAGUAUGAACGACUGAGCGAGGGGAAAUCUUCUCGUACCUGGUGGUUGUUGGGUAAUUUAGUCUUCUAUAAGCUUCCAAAAGACAUAAUCGCCGUUGGGAUCUGGAUCUUUCCUGAUUGCCUUGACUGCCUGGUGCAUCGAGGGACAAACAAACUUCCGACUUGAAGGGCAGCUCAGAUCUAUUCAGCCUCUCUUUUAUUGUUUCCCCCAAGUUUGUACCUCAGGCUUGCAUCGCAUCCGCCGCCAUCAAGGCAAAAAUUCUCUCUCUCUCUCUCUCGCUCGCUACGUGCUUUUCCCUCUCCCCUCCUUUCUCCCCUACUCCUCUUCUCGCACCUCUCAACUUCCUCUUUGCCAACUGCCCUCUAAUCAACUUCCAAAUCUCUCCACAACACUGCCCCAUCAAUUGAUCCAGUAUUUCGUUACUCUUGAAACGCCAACAUGGCGACUCAGGGCGAUGCUGAGCGCGACGCCCGCCGUGGCUCUCGCAUCUCGCGGGCUUCUCUCAGAGAGGACUACGCCAAUCUGGAUGAAUACGGCAAGCUUGUCAAGUACGUGUCUACCUACCGAGAAGCGGGUGCAGAGCAAGCCGAGGCCGGCGAGUACGAGGAACGACGUAUUUGGUAUGCGCCAUGGAAGAAGCGCAAGGUCCAUGUUCAACCUAUCGAGGAUCAAGCGGGUCAUUUCCCUGAGGAUUGGCUUAUCACCAAUAUUCGCGAGGGUCUGUCGAGCGAGGUGGUUGACCAGCGCCGCCGACGCUCGGGAUGGAAUGAACUGGUCUCCGAGAAGGAGAACCCCAUUGCUAAGGUCCUGUCUUACUUCCGGGGUCCAAUUCUCUACGUCAUGGAACUCGCUGUUCUGCUAGCUGCUGGACUGCAGGAUUGGGUUGACUUUGGUGUGAUCAUCGGCAUUUUGUGUCUGAACGCCUCCGUGGGUUGGUAUCAAGAAAAGCAGGCCGCCGAUGUCGUUGCAAGUCUCAAGGGUGACAUUGCCAUGCGUGCUAUCGUUAUUCGCGACAACUCUCAACAGGAAAUCCUUGCCCGUGAACUCGUCCCUGGUGAUGUGAUCAUCGUUGGUGAAGGCCAAGUCGUUCCUGCAGAUGCCAAGAUUAUCAGCGAUUACAGCGAUCCCAACGGCUGGGAGGAGUUUAACCAGUUACAACAAGAGGGUAUGCUUGAUGGUGACUCUGAAUCCGAAGAAGAGAAUGAGGAGCACAAAAAGGAGGCCGACCAGGGUCCUAGUGAUGGCCAGGAACAGCCUGCAGAUGGAGGUGAGGAACAGCCACAAACCCAGCGACCCCGCAAGCGUGGCUAUCCUAUUUUGGCUUGCGAUCACUCUGCCAUCACUGGUGAAUCUCUUGCUGUUGACCGUUACAUGGGCGACAUCAUCUUCUACACCACCGGCUGCAAGCGCGGCAAGGCUUAUGCUGUUGUCCAGACUACUGCGAAGACCUCCUUUGUUGGCCGUACAGCCAGUAUGGUGCAGUCUGCUAAGGGCGCUGGCCAUUUUGAGAUUGUGAUGGACAACAUUGGAACAUCGCUGUUGAUUCUUGUCAUGGCUUGGAUCCUGGCUGCUUGGAUUGGUGGAUUUUUCCGCCAUAUUCCCAUUGCCUCCCCCGGUCAGCAGACCUUGCUUCACUACACCUUGUCGCUGUUGAUCAUUGGUGUUCCUGUUGGUCUUCCCGUUGUCACCACUACUACGAUGGCUGUGGGCGCUGCCUACCUUGCCAAGAAGAAGGCUAUUGUGCAGAAGUUGACUGCCAUUGAAUCUCUGGCCGGUGUGGAUAUCCUUUGCUCUGACAAAACAGGCACCUUGACUGCCAACAAACUGAGCAUUCGGGAUCCUUACGUGGCUGAAGGUGUCGACGUUGACUGGAUGUUCGCGGUUGCUGCCCUCGCAUCCUCACAUAACGUCGAAUCCCUGGAUCCCAUUGACAAAGUCACCAUCUUGACCCUUCGUCAAUAUCCCAAGGCCAGAGACAUCCUGCGCCGCGGUUGGAAGACCGAGCGGUUCACCCCCUUCGAUCCGGUGUCCAAGCGAAUCGUGACCGUGGCUACCUGUGAUGGCAUUCGAUACACCUGUACCAAGGGCGCUCCCAAAGCAAUCCUGCAGCUUACCAAGUGCUCAAAGGAAACCGCCGACAUGUACAAGGCCAAGGCCCAGGAAUUCGCCCACCGUGGCUUCCGCUCACUGGGAGUUGCUGUUCAGAAGGAAGGCGAAGAUUGGACUCUACUUGGCAUGCUUCCUAUGUUCGAUCCUCCACGCGAAGACACCGCUCAGACUAUCAGCGAAGCGCAGAACCUUGGUAUCAGUGUCAAGAUGCUCACUGGUGAUGCAAUUGCCAUUGCCAAGGAAACUUGCAAGAUGUUGGCCCUCGGCACCAAGGUCUACAACUCGGACAAGCUGAUUCAUGGUGGACUGAGUGGUGCUAUGGCUAGCGAUCUGGUCGAGAAAGCAGACGGAUUUGCUGAAGUGUUCCCAGAACACAAAUACCAGGUGGUGCAGAUGCUUCAAGAGCGCGGUCAUCUUACUGCCAUGACCGGCGAUGGUGUGAACGACGCCCCGUCUCUCAAGAAGGCUGAUUGCGGUAUCGCGGUGGAAGGAGCCUCGGAAGCCGCCCAAUCCGCCUCGGAUAUUGUGUUCCUGGAGCCCGGUCUCUCGACAAUCAUCGACUCGAUUAAGGUUGCUCGCCAGAUCUUUCACCGUAUGAAGGCGUAUAUUCAAUAUCGUAUCGCACUCUGUCUGCAUCUAGAAAUCUACCUUGUGACCACGAUGAUCAUCCUCAACGAGAGUAUCCGUGUCGAGCUUGUCGUUUUCCUGGCCCUCUUUGCCGAUCUCGCGACUGUCGCUGUGGCCUACGACAACGCGUCAUUUGAACUCCGUCCCGUGGAAUGGCAGCUCCCAAAGAUCUGGUUUAUCUCGGUGCUCCUGGGUGUCCUCCUUGCAAUGGGUACUUGGGUCGUGCGUGGCUCAAUGUUCCUGACAUCGGGUGGUAUCAUUCAAAACUGGGGUUCCAUCCAAGAAGUGAUUUUCCUGGAAGUCGCUCUCACGGAGAACUGGUUGAUUUUCGUGACUCGUGGGAUCGAAACCUGGCCAUCCAUCCAGUUGGUUACUGCUAUUCUGGGCGUGGAUAUUCUGGCCACAAUCUUCUGUUUGUUUGGUUGGUUCUCGAACGAGAACAUGCCCACGAAACCGGUGGAUAAGUUCGUCGAGACCAAAAACGGAUGGACUGAUAUCGUCACUGUGGUUCGAAUCUGGGGCUUUUCUCUUGGCGUGGAGAUCGUGAUUGCUCUCGUCUAUUUCAUUCUGAAUAAGAUCUCCUGGCUUGACAAUCUGGGCCGUGCUAGGCGCAGCAAGGGUGAUAUCAAGAUUGAGAAUUUGCUUGGUCAUCUGGCUCGUCUCACGGUCGAGUACGAGGAGCCUGGCAAGCCCAAGGGUCGUUUCUUCUUGGCUGCCAGUAAGGAGGAGGAAGAGGGAGAGUAAACUACGCCAGGCGGAAUCGGCCAAGUGUGCCUUUGGUUCUGUGGCGAGUGGUUGCCGUGGGGGGAAGCCUGUGACUUGCUUUGGGCAGCAUGGAUGUCUGCUUCUUGGUGACCUACAUCCUGGGAAAUUUCGUUAUGGCUCUGGCUGAUUGUGUCGAGGAGGAAAGAAGAGACGGGUCGUAGCUGGUGCUCUUUUCCAUUCGAAUUCUAAUGUGCCUGUAUUUGGUUUCUGUGUAUGUCCUUUUGGUAAGCUGUCCAGAUACUCAUAAUCGGAUUUCGGAGAUACCUUUUAUUCAAGGUUUCUUUACGUGAUAAAGUGUCAGCGCACUCCUUUGCCAUCCAUCUCUUCUUUCCCCUCCAUCUCUCCUUUUCCUUCCAUCGCCUA
Molecule: messenger RNA, 4660 nt
Organism: Penicillium brasilianum
Lineage: Eukaryota; Fungi; Ascomycota; Eurotiomycetes; Eurotiales; Aspergillaceae
Source: the annotation of a GenBank genome assembly